Molecule: messenger RNA, 512 nt
Organism: Dinoponera quadriceps
Lineage: Eukaryota; Metazoa; Arthropoda; Insecta; Hymenoptera; Formicidae
Exons: 2
Coding region: 96-446 (116 amino acids)
Source: RefSeq, a predicted model, not a curated record
ACAGUUCUUAUUAGGCAGAUGUAGGUAUGAUAACCUUAUUUUUAAGUUACCUACUAAAAACAUCGAACGUGUAAUAAUUAAGUGCUAUACGAGCAAUGUUUCGAGUAUAUCAUAAAUUUAAUGUGACACUAUGUGCUACUACAGUCAGGAAAAACAAUACACGGUUUAAAAGUUUUCUAAAAAUGAAAGAAACAAUCAAGAGUUGGUUAAAUAUGGAUUCUGGCAAGUUACCAUACGAACAUGUGUGUCAAAUUGGUGAUCCUGUUUUGCGCGGUCACACUAUGAUGAUAGACCCAGAAACCAUAAAAUUGCAAGACUUUCAAAAGAUCAAAAUGCAACCUGUAGCUUUGACACCAUAUAAAAAAUUGAUAAAUAUUAUGUUUAACGGGGCAACAAGAUACGACUGUGAUCUUCACAUAUGUUGUCAAAGCCACCACUCUGAAUAACACUCAAAAGGUUUUAGCCGUCGCUCAUUGUUUAUUAAAAGUUAUUAACAAAAAAUUAUACAUUAU